Molecule: messenger RNA, 385 nt
Organism: Cottoperca gobio
Lineage: Eukaryota; Metazoa; Chordata; Actinopteri; Perciformes; Bovichtidae
Gene: c1r
Product: complement component 1, r subcomponent
Exons: 2
Coding region: 23-385 (120 amino acids)
Biological process (GO): zymogen activation
Cellular component (GO): blood microparticle
Molecular function (GO): serine-type endopeptidase activity
Source: RefSeq, a predicted model, not a curated record
GUGACAUUAAUGCUUCACUUGGAUGCGAGACAUGAGCUCCUACAGCACUGCAUCAGUUCACUCAGAUCUAGCAUUUCAUCCAGCGAUGGGGUGGACGUCCUGCAUCAUCUUGUUCCUGUAUGCGUCAGUGUGUGAGUGCCGGCGGCUGCCCGACCCAGAGCCUCUAAUGCACGGGGCGGUGCAGUCUCCCCAGUACCCCGAGCCUUACCCCCCCAACCUGCAGGAGCAGUGGGACCUCAGUGUGCCCGAGGGCUACCAGAUCCGACUCACCUUCACGCACCUGGACAUUGAAUCUUCUGCAGGCUGCUACUACGACUCCCUCACAGUCAGAGCCACAUUUCAACACAUGUCAAAUCCCAAACUAGUCCAGUGUUGUAGUGUUUGA